Messenger RNA from Papaver somniferum (opium poppy), 1815 nucleotides. RefSeq lists its product as uncharacterized. NCBI's taxonomy places the organism in Eukaryota, Viridiplantae, Streptophyta, Magnoliopsida, Ranunculales, Papaveraceae. Gene Ontology annotation, biological process: lipid catabolic process. The record is from RefSeq and is a predicted model, not a curated record. The coding region runs from base 221 to 1594 and encodes 457 amino acids. The transcript is spliced from 6 exons.
UAAUCUAUAUUGGUUUGGUAGUACUGUAGUAAUAAUGAAGUAAUACAGGUGUUUUUAGUUGUCGUCACUCGAAAUCAAUCUAGAUUGUCUUUUUACUUAUUCCUUUCUCUACUAUUCAGACACUCUUUCUUCCUUCUCUCUCUGAAGAAAAAAAUACAAACCCAAAACCAGUCCUGAUUCAAGAAAAUCCAGCUCAAACAAACACCCCCAAAAAAGAAAAAUGUCCCUUACAUGCGGAGUUGAAUGUGUACUAUGUCUAGGAGUAACAAGAUGGAUAUGGAAAAGAUGUACAUAUGUUGGUUCAGAUGAUAGUGCAACAUGGCCAUUAUCAACCCCAGAAGAUUUCGAACCAAUACCAAGAAUUUGUAGAGCAAUUUUAGCUGUUUAUGAAGAUGAUUUAAGAAACCCAAGAUUUGGGCCUGAUUGUGGUUAUGGUAUGAACCCAGAUUGGGUAAUUAAAAGAGUGACAUAUGAACAGAAUAAUGGUCGUGCACCACCUUAUUUGAUUUAUAUUGAUCAUACAAAUCAAGAAAUUGUUUUAGCUAUACGGGGUUUGAAUUUAGUUAGUCAAAGUGAUUAUAAACUAUUAUUAGAUAAUCGAUUGGGUAUGCAAAUGUUUGAUGGUGGUUAUGUUCAUCAUGGUUUGUUAAAAUCUGCUAUUUGGUUAUUGAAUCAAGAGUCUGAUACUUUGAAGAGUUUAUGGCUUGAUAAUGGAUCUAGGUAUAAGAUGAUAUUUGCUGGGCAUUCGUUGGGGUCGGGGGUGGCGGCAUUGUUGACAAUUGUGGUGGUGAAUCAUCGGAAUCAAUUAGGGGGGAUUCCGAGGAGUAAUGUGAAGUGUUAUGCUAUUGCUCCAGCUAGAUGUAUGUCUUUGAAUUUAGCUGUCAAAUAUGCAGAUGUUAUCAACUCUGUUAUAUUGCAAGAUGACUUCUUACCAAGAACACCGACACCUCUGGAAGAUGUUUUCAAAUCAAUUUUCUGCUUGCCUUGCCUAUUAUUUUUGGUUUGCAUGAGAGACACCUUCAUACCGGAAGGUAGAAAGCUUAGAGAUCCAAGAAGGCUUUAUGCUCCUGGAAGAAUGUAUCAUAUUGUAGAAAGGAAGUUUUGCAGAUGUGGGAGAUAUCCUCCUGAGGUCAGAACUGCCAUUCCAGUUGAAGAAAGAUUUGAACAUAUUGUGCUGUCAAGCAAUGCAACAUCAGAUCAUGCUAUCAUUUGGAUUGAAAGAGAAGCACGAAAAGCUUUGGAACGGAUGAAAGAAAGCAGUGAGGAAGUGGUAACAACUGCCCCUAUGGUUCAGAAGCUUGAAAGGUUACAGACGCUUCAGAAAGAGCACAAGGAUGCAUUGGAGAGAGCUGUUAGCUUGAAUGUGCCUCAUGCCACAACAGAGGAAGAGCAACCACCUCCACUCACCAUAACAGGUGAGGAAGAAGCAUCAGGUGCUUCAGCAUAUCAGGACACACAAACAGAAGACAAGAAAUCGAAGUCCGAAAGGAAAAGAACCAACUGGAGUGACAUAGUUGAGAAACUGUUCAGUAAACGCGAUUCAGGAGAACUAGCUCUGAAGGAAGAUAAGGAAGAUAUCAAGAUAGAACAGUAAAUUCUGUAUUUCAUAAACCACGAUUGUGUGCGUUUUAUAAACCACGAUUGUGUGUGGGUUAUAAACCACGAUUGUGUGCUAGUUCUUCUAAUAGCUCUUUCUCAAUAUUAUCUUAUUGUAAGUUGUAGCUGCCAGAUCUUUUACCUCUAGGGCUGGGCAAGAGAGUCAGUUUUGGAUUGCAAUAUUAAAGGGUAUGUAGUUUUUUGUGUUCUUGAUUUUCC